This is a messenger RNA of Malania oleifera, 1301 nucleotides long. Its product is annotated as (S)-ureidoglycine aminohydrolase. The record is from RefSeq and is a predicted model, not a curated record. Gene Ontology annotation, molecular function: ureidoglycine aminohydrolase activity. The transcript has 13 exons. Lineage: Eukaryota; Viridiplantae; Streptophyta; Magnoliopsida; Santalales; Ximeniaceae. The coding region runs from base 197 to 1096 and encodes 299 amino acids.
UAUAUUGUCAAAGACGAUCUUAUAUUCUACUUCAAAGAAUACUCACUUCACACUCACCGGUCGCUUCCCACUCCGUCUUAUCCCUUCACGAAGAACGCGCGCAGAGGAGAAGCUGGAUUGAGGAGGGAGCUAGUGAAGCAGAGCAGACCCUGACAUUGGCCGCAAAUCUCAAGCCACUGUAGCCCUCCCUCUCAAAAUGCCGCUUUCCCCUCUCUUAUCCAUCAUUCUCAGUAGUCUGCUGCUGAAAUCCGUAAUUGCCGGAGAUGGCUUCUGCUCGGCGCCUUCUGUUAUCGCCGCCGGUUCCAACUCCCGACCUCUCUAUUCCAAAGUCACGGAUCCCACUCUUUCUCCUUCUCAUCUCGAGGACUUGCCAGGCUUCACCCGCAGUGUGUACGCAAGAGAUCAUGCUUUAAUUACACCUGAAAGUCAUGUAUUCAGUCCUUUACCUGACUGGAUCAAUACACUGGGGGCGUAUUUAAUCACACCAGCAAUGGGCUCCCACUUUGCAAUGUAUCUGGUGAAGAUGCAAGAGAAUUCGAUAUCUGGGCUUCCUCCACAUGAUGUUGAGAGGUUUGUAUUCGUGGUUCAGGGUACUGUGACAUUCACUAAUGCAACCGGCAUUAGCGGCAAGCUGGUGGUGGAUUCAUAUGCUUAUCUGCCUCCUAAUUCCGAACAUUCCUUCAAGUGUGAUGCAUCUGCUACUCUCGCCAUAAUAGAAAGAAGGUAUGCAUAUGUGGGAAGUCAUAUUACUGAGCAGAUUGUUGGUUCAACAGACAAACAGCCACUUCUUGAAACUCCAGGCGAGGUUUUUGAACUCAGGAAGCUUCUUCCCACAUCCACGCCGUAUGACUUCAACAUCCAUAUUAUGGAUUUUCAGCCUGGAGAGUUUCUUAAUGUGAAGGAGGUUCACUACAAUCAGCAUGGUCUGUUGCUCUUAGAGGGACAGGGCAUCUACCGCUUGGGAAAGAACUGGUAUCCAGUUCAAGCAGGUGAUGUCAUUUGGAUGGCCCCAUUUGUGCCUCAGUGGUAUGCUGCGCUUGGUAAAACACGGUCACGAUAUUUACUGUACAAAGAUGUAAAUAGGAAUCCACUGUAAUCCUGUGUGACAUUAAAUGGGAUUCAAUAAUUUGAUUCUGACCAGUGGAGUCGCAAUGCAGCAAAAUGCCAGAUUCUGAAGCCUGUAAAUUAUUCAUUGAAUGGGUUAUGGUCGUUCAAGUGUACUGUAUGUAUUCAUUACAUCUGGUUACAUAAUGCAUGCCAAAUAUUUGGUAUUCCAAUACAACCUACUGUUUUGGUGUUUA